Messenger RNA from Nematolebias whitei (Rio pearlfish), 1636 nucleotides. Its product is annotated as keratin, type II cytoskeletal 8. Gene Ontology annotation, cellular component: keratin filament. Gene Ontology annotation, biological process: intermediate filament organization; keratinization. Lineage: Eukaryota; Metazoa; Chordata; Actinopteri; Cyprinodontiformes; Rivulidae. The transcript has 10 exons. Bases 164 to 1516 code for a protein of 450 amino acids. Gene Ontology annotation, molecular function: structural constituent of skin epidermis. The record is from RefSeq and is a predicted model, not a curated record.
GACCUGCUGCACUUGUUGCUCCGCUGUCGUUCACUAACUUUGCUUCCAGAUCUUUCACUAAUUUUUCCAUUUUCUUCAUCGUCUCACAUUUUUAUUGUCUUUGCACAUCUUUUCCUCAUCUCUUCCUCUUUCCCCCCACUACGCUCCUGUCUCCUGCUGCACCAUGAGUCUGAGUCGAACCAAGAGGAUCAGCUCCAGUAACUCGGUCCGGAGCAGCAGCGGCUCCAGGAGGGUCAGCAGCUUUAGUCCAGGCCAGGGGGGCUUCAGCGGCAUCUCUCUGAGCAGUGGCUCUCUGUACGCCGGCACCAACGGGUACCACCAGGGUCUGGGGGCCUCGCUCACGUCCCUGUCGGUCAACAAGAGCCUGCUGGCCCCCCUGAACCUGGAGAUCGACCCCAACCUGUCCAUGAGCCGAGCCCACGAGAAGGAGCAGAUCAAGAGCCUCAACAACCGCUUCGCAACCUUCAUUGAUAAGGUGCGCUACCUGGAGCAGCAGAACAAAAUGCUCGAGACCAAGUUGGACCUGCUGCAGGGUCAGGGGGUCACCCGGUCCAACGUGGAGCCCCUGUUCGAGGCCUACAUGGCGGGUCUGAGGCGUCAGAUGGACCUGGUCAACAACGACAAGACCAAGCUGGACGGGGAGCUGAGGAACAUGCAGGGCUUGGUGGAGGACUACAAACACAAAUACGAGGACGAGAUAAACAAGAGAAACAACUUGGAGAACGACUUUGUUAUCCUGAAGAAGGACGUUGACUCGGCGUACCUGGUCAAGGCAGAUCUCGAGGACAAGGUCGGAGCCCUGACUGAUGAAAUCAACUUCCUGCGCAGCGCCUACGAGGAGGAGCUGCGUGAGCUGCAGGCCAGCAUCAAAGACACCUCAGUGGUGGUCCAGAUGGACAACAGCCGAAGCCUCAACAUGGAGCAGAUUGUAGCUGAAGUCAAGGCUCAGUACGAGGACAUUGCAGCUCGCAGCCGAGAGGAGGCAGAGGCCUGGUACAAGAACAAGUUUGACCAAAUGUCCGUGCAAGCCAGCCAGUUCGGAGAUGAGCUCCGCAUCGUGAAGGGCGAGGUGGCCGAGGUCAACCGGCUGAUCAGCCGCCUGCAGAGCGAGAUCGAGGCCGUGAAAGCACAGCGCGCCAGUCUGGAGAACCAGCUGGCUGAAGCUGAGGAGCGUGGAGAGAUGGCCGUGAAAGAAGCCAAAGCCCGAACCAGAGACUUGGAGGACGCUCUGCAGAGAGCCAAACAGGACAUGGCCAGACAGCUGAGAGAAUACCAGGACCUGAUGAACCUGAAACUGGCUCUGGACAUUGAGAUUGCCACCUACAGAAAACUGCUGGAAGGAGAGGAGGACAGGCUUGGCCAGCAGUCCGUCCUCCACAUUCAGGCCAUCUCUAACUACAGUGCUAAAAGUACUAACGGCCACCACCACAGCAGCAGCAGCAGCAGCUCUCUUGCUCCGAAACUGCUGAUAAAAACCAUCGAGACCAGAGAUAACUCCAGAUACAGCACCCACUAAGAGUGAACGCGCUCAUUGUUUCUCUUUGUUUUGUUUUUACCAUUUAUCUCUAAAUGUUUCAGACUGCAUGAAGGGCUUUGAAUCACUUCUCCAUAGAAUAUUUGAGAUUUUCAGUCAAAU